Messenger RNA from Gallus gallus (chicken), 5474 nucleotides. It is a transcript of the gene VMP1, whose product is annotated as vacuole membrane protein 1. The record is from RefSeq and is a predicted model, not a curated record. NCBI's taxonomy places the organism in Eukaryota, Metazoa, Chordata, Aves, Galliformes, Phasianidae. Gene Ontology annotation, biological process: Golgi organization; autophagy. The transcript is spliced from 7 exons. Gene Ontology annotation, cellular component: endoplasmic reticulum; membrane; endomembrane system. The coding region runs from base 4143 to 4814 and encodes 223 amino acids.
GAGGAGGGGAGCGACGGAUCCAUCUCUCUGUGGGCGAUCAUCUCAAAAGUCAGGCUGGAGGCCUGCAUGUGGGUAAGCCUUGCUUUGUAAAACCGGGGCUGCUUUAACCUACACACCUGCUUUUUCUGUUCAGCAGCACUCAGCAAUUGCUUACUUGGGCCAAAUGAGGAUGGCUUAACGCUGCUGCGUUUGUAUCUGUGGUACAAAGAGCUGCUUUCCUGAUCAGCCUUCUCUGCACUGGCCAUGUAGUAUUGAUCCCCUGUAGUAUUAAUCUUCAAGUUCUUAAAGGACCAACUGUUAUGAACUGCAGCGUUACACUGCAUGCAUUAAACAAUAAACCUCAAAGAAUUUGAGUUUAUAAUUUGAGGGAAGUUGCAGAUACUCUUAGAAAGGAUUCAGGCCCUGAUACCACAGCUGAGAUGUUUAUUGUGGGUUCCAUCAAUGAAUCAGAUUAAAUGCAGUGCUGUGUUACAUGUUUUUGUAUAGCAUUUCCUUUUCACUGCCUGUUUCCAUCAGGGUAAACUUUUCAUUUCAAACAGGAAAAGCAGGUUGGCUUCUAAAUGAAUCAGGAAAUGCUGCUGUUGGAACUUCCUUUCUGUUCCUUUUAUUCCCCCUGCAGUUUUGGUGUAGUUUGCUUUUUGGAUGACUUUGAUCAGUUGGUGUCUGUUUCAUUCUGGAUAGGUGACUUUCAAUCCCAGUUUAUACAGAUGUAUCUGCUGAGAACUGAACUGUGUGCCACAUUCACUUUGCUUUUACUGCUGGAUUCCUGUUCUGGGUGACCACUUAAUUGGUAAAUUUGUGGUUGUCAAAUUCAAACGUACAGAGGGGAAAUCCUGAAUACAGAUAACAUUUACUGUCUGCUCUCAUGUUCCCAAAUACCUCCUCGUGGUACAAAAAGGUAUCUUAAGGCAACUUUGGUCACUGCAGCUUUUAAAAUGAUCAGCAGCUGCACUGCUUACAGGAAUGAGGUUUAGGCUGCGCGCAUCAUGGAUUCGACCCAUGUCAGAGAAAGUAAAGUACAGCUCACAGUGUUUGUGUGGAGUGAUGUACAAAAUCCAUUGUGAUUUUAAUAAUGGAAAAAGUGGACUUGGAGCUCUCUUGAGAAGCAAAGUAUAUCUUCAUUUUCAGUCUUUCUAAUGAGAGGACAGAUUUCCCUGAAUGCUUGAUGAGUGGCUGGAGAUACAAGUACUUAUAAGACCAUAAAUAUAAGCUUUUUUUUCUCUUUUUAUUUUGCUGCUGCUCUGCUUCUGCUUGAGUUUGUUUAACGCAGACAAAAAUGGCACUUACAGUCAUGUUUCUAGGGCUGCAAAAUACAAACGCAACUGAGGGUAAACACGCGUUGCUUAAUCUUCAGCAUCUAAAAUAAUGGAACAGUGAUGAGAAUUAAGCUCAGCAAUGAAUUAAUAGCACUGCAAGCACUGAAAGCUUGUGUCCUUCAGAGGACAACAAGUGGUACCUCCAGUCUUUCGUGAGAGCAGCAUUUCUGGGUCCAGGCUGUGGAAAGGAGAAAGGCACUGGAGCAACCCAUCCCCCUCCCCGCCUCCCCUUCUCGCCUUGGAGUUCCCUGCCCACCACCUUUCUGCUGACCUCUGUCUCCACUCACUUUUCCCCCGGGACCAUCCCCGUCUCUCAGUGGUGUCUAGUGUAAUGUUAUGCUUUCUUGGAAUGUUUCAUGAGUACAUAAACAUUACUUGCUAAUUUCCUGUAAGCCAGAUCAUGUUGGCGACUGCUGCUGCUUCUUCUAGUGCGUUUCUUUUGUGUCAUGAUUCCAGUUAAUGUUUCAUGGAAGCUGUUGGAGAAACUUACUCUGGGUUCUGCCGUAUCUAAACCAGAUCCCACUGAACUGGAAAGCAAUGGCAGCUUCCAGAAAACAAAGCAAGAUGAGCUUUUACAACUCAGAACCUUACUAAAAAUACUUGAUUUGAAUUUGUUUUCAGCUUGGAAGUGAAAUGGGGAAUAAUCAGAGUAAUUCCUCAUCUGAGCUUCAUUGAUUGAACUCUUUUUUUUAAUGGAACUGGGAACUAAUAAUUGGAUGUAGUGUCUGAGUGUAUCAUGAGAAACAGUGGAUAAAUGCAAAAGCAAAGGAGUGAUUGGCUGUGUGCAGAUGUGCUCCUUGCACAGCACAUGGAGCCCCGUGAGGAAGAGGUGCAGUAGCACUGCCAGCCUCUUUCCUUCAGCCUUGUAAAGUGAAACGCUGUCGAAAGGCUGCAGAGCCAAGAGCUGGCUGAUCUCCUGGAUUGUUUGGAAGGAGACAGGAGAGUGGUAGGAAUAUAAGAUUUCAUGUAAAACGUUGAAAGCAGGACGGUCCCACCGGGGCACUCUGCAGAGCUCUGCCUGUAAAGCUGCCCAGGCUGAGUAUCCUGCCAGGCCUGAGUGCAGGGAUUGCUCUGCAGAAGGGAUUGGAUUCAGAUCACAAAAACAUCAGCAUCUGUUCCAGCUGACCUAAACCAGGUACAGCUUUUUCCAGAGAUGAAAAUCAUUACUGCUCCCCUGCAUGUCAGUGAUACUCAUUUCUGUUGAUAAUGAGUGUUGCUGGAAUUAAAUACCACCGUAUCUAAGGAAUUAUUAGGUGAAAUGGAAAGGAUGGUUUUAAAAAUCACUAUAAAAAUUGGCUCCACCAGUCCUGGCCUGCAGAAGGACUCCCCCAAACAAUCUGCUAGGUAGGUGUAUGCCAGUUUUCACAGCCUGCUAUCCCACAGGGGCAGGGUAUUCAAUAGUGCCCUACAUUUUUAAUGUGUUGCAGCUUUCCUUUUUCUUUUCUUUUUUUAUAAGAAAGGAGGGGAGAGAAUAAAAGCACUUAAUUGCUGGGGAUUAGUAGGACAGGCGGACCGGGAUGAAAUCAGUUUGAACGACUCUUUCUAGCAGAGUCAUUUCCCCAUUUCCUUUUCUGAAUAUACUGUGUAAAAGAAUUUCGCUCAGCAUCUAUUUGCUUUUCCAGUUUGCUGUUAGCAGAACUUGCAUCCCAUGUUAAAUAGAGAGCUAAUGUUACAGAAAGCAGUUAAAUAGUUACUGGGUUGUAUCCUUCAUUCCUUGCUUUAUUUUUUUUCCUUAAACACACGUAGGGAACCUAUGUUGGGUAGCCCUGAAAUCAUAUGAUAUUGUUGCAGCUCGGGGAUGUUUUGUAAUGAGCAUGUGACCGAUCCACUUUAAUGAAAGUUCACGUCCAGUACACGCAUGCAAACCUCUUCCUCAGCUAACAGAACGAAGCCAAGGCGAAUUGGCAGAGCCCGGAGGAGCAAUGUGACUUUUUGUUCUUGCAUCACCCUGAGAACAUAACCUCAAGUGAAUUUUUCUGAGCCGUCGUUGCUACUGUGUGCAGACUGAUCUCCCCCCCGUGCCAGCAGCAGGCAGAUUAAUGAAGUUCAGCUUGUUGCACCCGUUUGAGUUUUUCUGCUGUGGAAAACGAGGCGUAAACGUGAGAUGCUGCGCUUAAAGUGAGACCUCAGCAGUUGGGGUAACUGCAGAGAAGGGCAGCAUGGAAAGCCACAACCUGUUGGUUUGGAGUACCCACAGCAGCUGGAAUUCUCCCUCGCGUGCAGCUGCAUAUAGAGUGGGAACAAAGGAAAUUGAAAGGCUUUUACAUAGCUUCAAAGGGAUAGAAAAGCAUUUGUUACUCACUCCUGACCCUAAGAAAGAAAAGCCAUCUGCGUGCAGCUCAGUUUUAGCACUUUUCCAGUGUGCUGCCCGACUAUUGUGUGUUACCUGUCCUAUAUUUAAACUAUUCUGAGUUUAAUCCAAGUUCCUGUUUCAUUAGCCUCUGUUUAUCCAUAUGUUCAGUCUCGGUUGUCUCUCUUUUCUAUUCUUUUUCUUUGGUUAAACUAAAGUUGUAUUUACCCACAAGACUGAAAUGAGUCAUUUGAUGUCCUGAGAAAACAAAUAUAAUUUUCCUGUGGUGAGAAAGGAACCGUGCUUUCAUCUCUAGUUCUCUUGGCUUUCUUUAUCCCAUCUUAAGGAGAGAGAAAUCUCCAGAUCGAGCUUUGCUUAACCUUAUUUUCCUUGCUCGUAGCUGUAGUAAAACUUGACCCUGUUUUCUAAUAAACACUUGCACGAGGUCUCAUGACUUUGUGAACCGUAAGUAAACUGCAUGACGGCGCAGGGGAGGAGUUCCCAGAUGGUUCUGCAGGCUGUGCAGGAGCUGUCACAUGCUGGCAAGUGUGCCUGGCUCUGUGCAGGAGGGUGCUGGCACAGCCAUUGGAGAGCUGCCUCCGUAUUUUAUGGCAAGAGCAGCCCGACUCUCUGGUGCUGAACCUGAUGAUGAAGAGUACCAGGAAUUUGAGGAGAUGCUGGAACAUGCAGAGACUGCACAAGAUUUUGCUUCCCGGGCUAAGCUGGCUGUCCAGAACCUGGUGCAGAAAGUUGGGUUCUUCGGCAUCUUGGCCUGCGCCUCCAUUCCCAACCCUCUGUUUGACCUGGCCGGGAUAACAUGUGGACACUUUCUGGUUCCCUUCUGGACCUUCUUUGGGGCCACUCUGAUUGGGAAAGCAGUAAUUAAAAUGCACAUCCAGAAACUCUUCGUUAUUAUAACAUUCAGCAAACAUAUAGUGGAGCAGAUGGUGUCCCUCAUCGGUGCUAUUCCAAGUAUAGGUCCUUCUCUUCAGAAACCAUUUCAAGAAUAUUUGGAAGCUCAGAGGAUAAAACUCCACCACAAACCCGACAGCGGUGUGCCGCAGGGUGAAAACUGGCUGUCAUGGAUGUUUGAAAAAUUGGUGAUUGUCAUGGUUUGUUAUUUUAUCUUAUCUAUAAUCAACUCCAUGGCCCAAAGCUAUGCCAAACGGCUGCAACAGAAGAUGUACUCCGAAGAGAAAACCAAAUGAGCUUGGAAAAAGAACUGGGAAUGGGCUUUAGCAGACACAAAAAGUGACGCUUCUUUCCAUACGUUUAAAAUUCAGCAUUAUUCAAAACGGGGGAAAACUUUUUAACAUCAACUUUGAACUAAAGCGGGUUUUUAUUUUAUUUUGAAAAUAAUUUGGCCAUUAGAACAGACGUUUCAGUGGCAAACUUAUAGGUGUUAAGGUAAGGUAUGAAUGCUUUAUACGUCUGAGUUGUAUUAUAUGGCAUGGACAAGGUGAUGUUAAAUUGUGUUUAACACAGAUGUUGUCCAUCCGAAUUACUUCCAAAACCGACGGUUUAGUAUUUCCUGAUUUCAUUUCAGACUGACCUAAGGGUAACCUUUAUUUUGAAGGGCGGCUCUCUUGCUUUUUUACCUUAACUUUCAAGACUAUCAAGAUGUAUAUAAAUGAAUACAAAUUGGAUAAAAACUGUUGCAUGUCCCUCGUGGUAAGGUUAUUCCAUUUGAAUUCUCCAGUGUCCCAUUGCAUUGCACGUGCUCUUGGUUGGAAAAGCCGCCCUUUAAUCGUCACGAUGUUAGCAGAGAUGAUUGAUGUCAAAAUGCUGAAGCUGACAUUUUUUUAUUCUGUAUAUUUAGAAUGAAAUUAAGAUAAAACUUUAUAAAGUCAUCUUUGAUCAUUCCAGAA